Messenger RNA from Mesorhabditis spiculigera, 924 nucleotides. Lineage: Eukaryota; Metazoa; Nematoda; Chromadorea; Rhabditida; Rhabditidae. The record is from the annotation of a GenBank genome assembly.
AUGGGUGAGACGGCGGUGGUGGCUGAAGGUUUAGGCUGCGUGAAGCCCCAAAGCAACGCCCUCCCAAAUGACAUGCUGCCCAUCGCGCAACGCGUCAAAAAUGAGCCCCUUCUCAGCACAAACUCCACAAAUAAGGAUCUGCACUCGAACCUCGUCGACCUCGAGGAAAUUGUGAUGAACUGGUCGCGCGUCGUGUUCAACGCCACCAAGAGCAAACAGGAGGCAAAGAUCAAGAAGAAGUAUCUCUCGUUCAACAUCAACUGGACGAAGCUGUUCCAAGAAUCGAUGGAGCCCGAUUAUAGCCCUGGCGUCGACAAGACCCUCACGAAGAGAAUGCCCCAAGAAGAAAAGGUACUCUUCAAGACCACAUUCACCAACACCACGCAACGCGAACAGGAAUAUUCCUUCAAGACCGAGCGUACGACACGCUCUACCAGCACGGUUAUCGUAGAAAAAGGCGUUUGCCGCGGUGUCCAAAUGGAGCUGAAGCUGAAGACGCCGUGCGAGGUGGUCGAGGCAGGAGCCGGGUUCGCGCAGGAGGUCUCGCUAAACCACAUUGGCGAGAAUUCCGUGGAAGAGGAGCUGACGUGGGGUGUUGAUUCGUGUGUCAGGGUCCCACCCAAUUCGGAAACGUGCGCCGAGCUGGUGGUCCUCGAGGAGCAGAUGGUCCGAAAUUUCAGCAUCAGGAAUACGCUGUUCGGCAAGGUGCUCGUGACAGUGACAAACCUCAAAGAAAACAACUCGCUGAUCACGAUCCUCGAGGGCAACAUCGUCGAUAUCAUCCGCGGCAUGGGUGACCACGGCGCCAAGGGGUUCACCCUCGACGGCCAUACGGUCCUCUACGACACGAAGGGGCAGUGCAUCUUCAGAUAUGGUGUCGAGCAGAAGGUGAAGAUCAACGAGAUGGCCAUCCGGUCUUAUAAA